Molecule: messenger RNA, 1850 nt
Organism: Rhincodon typus (whale shark)
Lineage: Eukaryota; Metazoa; Chordata; Chondrichthyes; Orectolobiformes; Rhincodontidae
Product: dynein light chain Tctex-type 5
Exons: 2
Coding region: 328-1029 (233 amino acids)
Biological process (GO): microtubule-based movement
Cellular component (GO): cytoplasm; cytoplasmic dynein complex
Molecular function (GO): dynein intermediate chain binding
Source: RefSeq, a predicted model, not a curated record
AUAAGCCUUUCAAUCAAUGGUCAGUCGUUUAUCAGGUGGUAAAGGCACUGGGAGAAUGAUUAAACUUUUCUUUUUCCCUUUUGCAGUCGUUUUAGAAGGCUUAAAGAGAGCUGAUAACAUCCGUAUGGAAGUGUAAAACAUCAUUAUAGCCAAAGUUUUCAUCAGGACUGCUUGUACCUUGGUCACAAAAUCACGUAUGGUUAUAGGAGAGUCUUAAUUCUUUUUUACCCUGGACUGCAGAAAAUCGUCAGAGAUUUGUUGCCUUCGCAUUCUUUCUAGGGUAAGACUGCUUAACUCCCUUGAUGACAGAUCAAUAUACAGUUUGAUAUGACCGCCAAGCAGAUGCCUUUAUCACAAGAGGCUUUAGCUCAGUUCAAUCAGGCUUUAUCUGAGCACAAUUUGGGACAGUGCCCUCAUACAAGUUCCAUUUCCACUCACAGAAGUACCCAGUCCGUGAAUGUGCAUGCCAGCAAACAUCAUCUGCAGCAGAAGAACAUAGAUGGAAGAUCUCAUGUUCCUUCCAGAAGGAGCUCUAUUAUAAGUAAUGUCAAUGCAUCCUUUUCUCGCAAAGGCUCAAUGAUGCAAGGCAAAAGACAUUCCCUGAGCUGGAUGACCUCUGGUCAAGUCAGUUUCUCUGGGUUGCCUCUGUAUCAACCUAUCAGGGAAGUGAAGUGUGAAAAUACAUACAAAUCCCAGCCAGAUGAAGGCUGCAAGUUUGAUCCCUACAAGGUCCAGAAGGUCUUGGAGGGAACUCUGUCAAACUACUUGGGCAACAACAAAUAUAACCCUGUAACAUGUGUACAGCUAGUGCAGAGUUUGACAGACCAUAUCAGGUUGAAAAUGAAGGAUAUCAAUGUCCCUAGAUACAAGCUGGUGUGUAAUGUGGUGCUGGGCCAGCUCAAUGAUCAGGGAAUAUUAAUCGUGAGCCGCUGUCUGUGGGAUACAUCGACAGAUAAUUAUGCAACAGCUACUUUUAAAAACACUUCACUUUUUGCUGUUGCAACUGUGUAUGGGAUAUAUUUUGAAUAAAUAACAUAUCUGAAGUUAUACUGUUUGAUUAUAGCAAUCUAUUGACUUGCCUAAAGCCUAUAAUGUCAGUGGUGAUAGAUGAGAAUAUAUUUAAUUUUAUGAUAUAUUGUAAUAAUUGCAAUGCUGAAGUGACUUAAUAUUGCAUUACAACUGUUUUGUUACAUAAGAAGCAACUGAAUGGCACAACAAAUCACUGUUUGGCUUAGAUUGCUUACAAAGCUUUUGUUACAUCAUCUCAGCAACAGAGAGUAAACCGUGUUGAAUUUUUCUGAUCAUACUUUGAUUGUCCAAGUACAUGCUAAGAAAUAGUUUACAGAAUCUAUCAUUUUCCCAACAACUAGUCUGCAGUUUUUUUCUAACUUCUUCCUUCCUGGAAUGCUGUAGAGGUGUUACAUCCAUUAAUUUCCAAUCUGUUGGCACUGUUCUAGCAUCUAGAGAAUUUUGGGAAAAUUACAACCAGUGCAUCCAUUAUCUCUGCAGCUACCUCUUUUAAACCCCUUAGGAUACAGACAAGCAGGUGCUGCGGAUUUGUUGGCUUUUGGUUAAUUUCUCCAACACUUUUCUCCUCUGUUGAUAUCAAUUAUCUUAAAUUCCUUACACUUAUUAGGGCCUUUUUAGUGGCUGUGUCCCAGGGUUUCUAAAGUAUUCUAAACUCUCAGGCUUACAGCGAUUCUUUGCAAGAUCAUUGGUCUUCUCUUAAGCUAAUAUUUCAAAUUUCCUUGUAAAACACUGAUGUUUCUCAUUCAGCUUUUUAUAAAAUUUUAAUGGUAUAUAUUUCAAUGUACAUUUUGAUUGUUUCUUUAAAUGUUUGCCACCACAUA